CUGGCGUUCGAACAAACAUAGUCAACAACAUCGCUCCUAGAUUGCAAUGGACGUAGACAGCUAAUACAGUAGAAACUAUAAUCAGCAGCAAGAGAUUCAGGAUGGCUAGCAAAAGGAACUUCGUGAGGCCAGCACGUUCGUUUUCACCGAUUUUGUCCUCGCUUUUAAAAGAGGCCAGGGUGACUCACCCCGACGAAAUGAGAGGAGCCUCCCGCCAGAAACAAAAUGCCCUAAUGCAUAAACAGAUCAGCACAUUUGAAAAGCUAGUUCAGCAUGGCAUGUCAAAGUUUUCUAAAGAUAAACUGCAUCGUAUGCUCACAGAUCUUGUUCCCAUUGAUACCAAGGUGACCUCUUUUGGUGAACUGAAACAAUUGGUCGAAAAUGUGGGAAAGACGGGUUCGUACAGUGACGGGGUCACUGUCGCGAAAUAUUUUACGGCAUUUUUGAACGACAUUGAAUAUUUGAGAAAAAUGAAAGCUCAUUUUGACGAAAGAAUUUAUUCUGUGCUUUAUGAAUUUUACUACGACCCCGUCGUGGAAGACGUUAUUUCAGUGAAAAGGGACAUGGGAACGAACGCAAAACAUUCUAGGCGAAAAGCCGAAAUUCUGAGAAGACUGAAUCAGGCGCAAAAUUUACCCGGCGUGCCUUCUUUCAAUGAGUUGGCAGAGGAAAGUGAAAAUCUGUCUCUCGCAAUGGCGGAAUUAAAAGAUUUAGAUCAACAAUGGCAAAUGCUUCUAGACGAUGACGAAGUGGACGGCAAUCUAUUUGACGACGAAAGCUCACAGGAACUACUUUCGUUCGCCAAUUACAAUCAUUUCGAGCACGUAUUCAGAUUUGUGCCGGAUGUGCUGCUGAAGAGCUACAAUGCAAUUGAACUAGCGAAACGGUGGUUGGUCUCCGCCGAGAAAAUUAACAAUAUGUUAUAUAAGGAGAAGCGAGUCAAUGAUAAUGGCACGGCAGACGAUAACGCGAAGCUUGAUGAUGAGGGACAAAUAUCGGUUGACAAGUAUGUCGAUCUUGAGGAUCCUCGUAACCAUGACAACAUGGACUCUGGAAACGAGGCUGGUGAUGAAGAAGAUGAUAAUAAUUCAGUAGCAAUAUCGAAUGACUCGGAAAACAUCAGUGACAUGAUUCACGAAUUGGAAGAACGUCUUCGCGACCUUAUUCGGAGCAUUAACCGGCACGAGGACGAUUUACAAGUACACCAGGAUGACCUGGAGAGAUUAAUUAAUCGCGAAGCGCGAGUUGGACAACUGGCCGGACAUCUUGAAAAAACGGUGACGAAUAAGGAAUCUAUACUUGUUCGGAUACAACAGGCGAACGAGCAGAAAGACGAACUAAUGGACAAAAUUAGGAGAGUGAAAAGAGACUCAGUCCAGUAUCGAGACUUGUAUGGAAAAUUGGCAAAAUUGGACGAAAAUCUGACCGAACUAGAAUAUUCUUCUCACUAUCAUAAUUAUGAGCACAAUAUAUUGGUUGGUGAUCUGAACGUUGAAUUGGAAGUACAGCCAAGUAUGAUAAGAUUUGUUGGGGAUGUGCAGGACAAGAUUAAUCAGCUUCAAACUUGGCUAUUGGAGAAAAAAUCGGAGAAGCGUCGGGUGGAGAAGGAACUGGUACUUUUAAGGAAUAGUACCGAUGACGUGGGUCGUAGUCCUAUUGAAACGGAUCCGUCACGCCCUACAUCAUCUGAACUUGAGAUGUUACGACCCAAGACGUCGGAUACCGUCAUCAUCUCGCGGGCAGAUCCGAAAACGCGGACGCGCCCGACAGCGGGUGGUAAUAGUGACCCCGACAAAUUGAAGCUUGACGCGAAGGAUGCUGGGAACGGUGAGUUGCGACCCAAACCAAAAAUACACCACCGCAAAACGGAGAGUGGUGGGGGCAACCAAAAAGAUAGCCCAAAGCUUUCAAAUAACAAUGAUACAAAACGAAAAAACGAAAAUGUAGGGGACAAUACCAUCGAUAAAACAUCUGCUGCAGCUCCAAAAUAUUCUACUUUUUUAACUGACAAUACCUCCGAGAUAUCAGAUACGAUAGAGUUUACGAAAGCACGUGUACAUCCGAGAAAUCAGAAGCCAGAAGAUAUCGGAAAAAGUCAAAGAACUAAAGUUUCUCCCCCAGCGAACACUUCACAACCGCGGCGUGGUAGUCGAAUUCCGGCUAAACUGAUGGAUUCGUAUACGUUUGAUCUGAAACCAGUAUUUACUGCUUUUGCAAAUAAUGAACAAAGAGUAUGGCUAAUUGUCGACCAAUGCAAUAUUAUGGAUGUGAGAAUGGUGUUACAUUCACAAAAAGCUCCAUAUCAGAUGACAACGAUCAAAUAUGAUGCAUUCGAUGGAAUAUCUAACGAUCUUACAACACUUGUGCAUCUCGUCAUCCACGACAUAGAAAAAUUUUGCCCAUACAACAGUGAUCAGGAAUCAAUUCGUACAUUGAAACCCAGCAACAAUGAAACCACAAUGAUUAUGCCACGUAGUGUAUUAGUAUUUGCUCAAUCUAACACUAUUCUUAUCCUCUGUUUGUCACCCAGAUUUAUCAGUGAUAAUAAGUUACCAUAUUUUCCUCAUGCUCUAUUUGAAGGGGAAUCCUAUAUAAGUUUGCGAUAUCUACAUGCUGAUCAUAAUGACAUCAGUAACAUGACUACUUACUCUGAUGACCAAUACACCGCUACAACUCUAGUGUACUAUAAUACGAAGAAGUACAAUGUGGAACUGUUUGGAACUGCACGUUAUUUACAAGAAUUAUAUCUGCAUUAUAAUUUGCUACCCUUUCUAAGGACUGGAACAUUCACCGAUUUGGCAACACUGCAGGUGCUGAAUUUAGCUGGUAACGGCAUUACAUUCACAGAAAUAAACACAUUUCCCGACUUACACUACCUUGGAAAUACUCUCUACAAUUGUAGUGAUGACUGUGAUAGCACAUUGAGGACUUUGGAUUUGUCGUAUAAUCAAAUUAGUUAUUUCCCAGAUUUGUCUUUCGACUAUUCUACCAGUCUUACUAAUCUAUAUUUGCAGAACAAUAAAUUGACAUUUCUAGUAGCUGAGACAUUUACUGGACUUAUAGAACUGCAAAUAUUGAAUCUUGAUAGUAAUGAUAUUAUAUCAAUAGAGAACAACACAUUUCCUGACAGCAUCAGAACAAUUUCACUGAACUAUAAUUAUUUCCGCUUUCUUCACGAAAAUCCAUUCUACAACCUGACCCAGUUGACCAGCUUAGAUUUGUCUGGUAAUGUUAUCGAUUACAUCCCAGAUACAGCGUUUGAUCAUUGCACAAGUCUAACAAAUCUCUACAUUGACGGUAAUCAACUUGGUCGUAUUUUAAACACAUCUUUUGAAGACUGCCCUCUAACGGGCACUCUGGAUUUAAGCAGUAAUGAAAUUGCGUAUAUUGAACCCGGCUCUUUCGAUCAUAUAACAUCGAUGUAUAGAUUGGAUUUAUCAAAUAAUCACCUGACAUCAUUACCAAGAGGCGGUGACUUUGUGAACAUUAAUAUCAACAGACUUAUACUGUCUAACAACAGAAUUACAUCAUUACUUGGCGAGACUUUUCAAAACAUGACUGGUGGCUACAUUCUUUACCUGACAGGUAAUCCACUAAAUACAUUAUCGCCGUAUUCGUUUAACGACGUUGGAGCUUCGUACCUAUACUUGUAUGAAAACCAGAUUGAAAAGAUUGAGUCAGAGGCUUUCAGCGGAACGGUUGGAUACCUAUAUCUGUAUAGAAAUAAGAUUGAAAUUAUUGAGUCAGAAGCAUUCACUGGAAUUUUUCGAAUUUAUCUUUACUCUAAUUUGAUCAGAACUAUCAACAGUCCAAUGUUUGGGAGUGGAUCAACAGCGUACAUAUUAGAUCUGCAUGACAACAAGAUUUCGAAAUUGACUGCUGAUGUCUUCACAGGGGUGAACAUCGUGUAUAGUCUUUACUUGGAUAAUAAUCUAUUGGCUGAGCUUCAAGACGGCGUCUUUGAUGGUCUGAAUAGUCUAGAGACACUAUUAAUAUCCCAUAAUGCAAUAGAAUAUUUACCAACAUUACCAGUGCUUACAAAACUCCGGAGACUAGAUAUGUCGUACAACAGUAUUGAAGCUAUAGGACCAGCUGCUUUUCAAAAAUUAAACGCGGACCUGUUUAAAGACGUUAAUUUUGCAAAUAAUCCAUUGGGGUGUGACUGUAUUACGUAUUAUUCAUUGAAGUAUAUGAAUGAGUCAAUUAAAGGUGGUGAAUGUGCAAUGCCUGCUGCUGCCAGUGGUGUAACAUGGGUAUACAGUGACAAAGAAGAAGAUAAUUACUUUGGCAAUGUGAACAAGAAGGUGUUUCUGUGUGCUGCUGCUAGUGUCAAUACAAGUGCACCUCAUCUUUACGAGUUAUUAGUAGUGUGGAAUGAACCCACUGAAGAAUAUCCUGGCGGUCCUACCAGCCGCAGUGAUACAUGGGAAUAUAUAGUAAUGUGUGUAAAUGCUGCUGUAAGCACCCUGAGUGUAACAACAACUGAUCUAUCUCAUCUUUUCACUGCAUCUGAUGGCGUACAAGCUGGUGUGGAUUACACAUGUACAGUUCAAAUGAGACUUGGUACUGACAUUAGUGCAUCCGGACAACCUUCCUAUAUCUUGACUUUAGAAACUUUGCCAACAACGAAUUUAACAGAAAUAAGACCUGUCGAUUACAUCCUUCCAAUCACAUACUAUGACUUUAGUUUAUAUCACCAAGAUUUCACUUACGGAGACGAUACAGUGAAGAUAGAUGCUCCCAAGUUUGUUUUCAGUCCCUAUGGUAGUUGGCUGACAAUAUCCGACGCGCCUAAAAAUGACACGUUCUCUGAAUGGUUUCGGGAUACAGACAGUAAUUUUAAGUAUGAACAUGUAUUACUGUUUCCCUGGAAUGACACUUCAGGAAUAGCAGAUAAUAUGCACAUUUUCUUUUCUGACGCUUAUUGGCCAAUGGAUACCCUGGGUUAUAGAUCAGAAGGAGUACAAUAUGACUGCAAUUCACAGCUUAGAAACUUGGGCUUUACCAAUGCAAUCCGAGCUGGUUUCCGAUUUCAAGGCACAGAACGUAUAGUGGUUGGCGGUGCUGAUGAAUUGUGGUUAUUUAUAAAUCAAGUGUACAUGAUUCAAGUUCAUUCAGACUCAACACAAUCAGCUGAAAUCGCUUGUAAACAAAUUGAUUUGAGUAGUGUUGCUGAUUCUGGAGGUGCAUAUAUUGUUCCACGGAGAGGGACAGUGGUUGAUGGAAAGUGUAAUGUUACAGAGACACUCCCAGAUGAACAAGUGUUCAUCAAUCUUGAGAUCGACAACGUCUAUCGUUUUGAUAUUUUCCUUACUGAAAGAUUUGGAUGUAAUUCGUCAUUCUACUUAGAAACAGAAGGAACAGAGUUUGUAGAAUAUGAUGUAGAGCCACCGUUAGAUUACCUUGUAAAACCAGAUGAAGAUUUUCAUGUUGGUGGAACUAUAGAAACUGUUGUAAUAACAGAUGCAUUCUCAGUUGGUGAUUACAAUGUAACCAUUUUACAAGGAAAUGAAGCACGUCAUUUCACUAUUAUUGAGGAUACUCCGGCUAACCGUGUUGAUGUACUACGAACUACUACUGUAAGUGCCCCAGUUACGGAUACAGUCAAUGGAACUACAUUCUUGUUAUGCAUGGAGCCUUCCGUCAUUAAUGAGGAAGCAAAUGUUCCAGGAACACAAGAAUUCCGCAUUACAACCAAUACAAUAUUGAUAAGGCUGGACAGUGAAUUAGAUUAUGAAGCUGCGUAUCAAUACAUACUCAUUAUCCGUGUUAUUGAUAACAAUGCAUAUCUGACAGAAAAUGGUAAAAUUGUUGUUAAGAUCGUUGUUCAAGAUGUAAACGACAACUGUCCGGAAUUGAAUGAUUCAUCGAUUAUUAGCCUGUACCCCCAACCUGUCCUAAUAUCGGACUCACUUAUUCUUGUCAAUGCAAGUGACAUUGAUAGCAGUUUAAACGGAGAAGUUUCUUACCAUGUUUCAGAAUACAGUGUGAGAUCCUUGGAUGGCAACAAGAUUAAAAGGAUAACUAAAACAAAUCUUGCCGUACUUACCAGUCCAACAUUCCAACACUUGAAUGUGAGUAACAAUGUCAUCAACUACAUUUCGAUCAAUGCCUUGAGUCAGCUGCGUAAUCUGGCAAUUCUGGUUUUACAUUCACAAAAAGCUCCAUAUCAGAUGACAACGAUCAAAUAUGAUGCAUUCGAUGGAAUAUCUAACGAUCUAACAACACUAUAUCUGCAUUAUAAUUUGCUACCCUUUUCUAAGGACUGGGACAUUCACCGAUUUGGCAACACUGCAGGUGCUGAAUUUAGCUGCUACCUUGGAAAUACUCUCUACAAUUGUAGUGAUGACUGUGAUAGCACAUUGAGGACUUUGGAUUUGUCAUAUAAUCUAAUUAGUUAUUUCCCAGAUUUGUCUUUCGACUAUUCUACCAGUCUUACUAAUCUGUAA
Molecule: messenger RNA, 6449 nt
Organism: Saccoglossus kowalevskii
Lineage: Eukaryota; Metazoa; Hemichordata; Enteropneusta; Harrimaniidae
Source: RefSeq, a predicted model, not a curated record